Molecule: messenger RNA, 11969 nt
Organism: Oryzias melastigma (Indian medaka)
Lineage: Eukaryota; Metazoa; Chordata; Actinopteri; Beloniformes; Adrianichthyidae
Gene: utrn
Product: utrophin
Exons: 78
Coding region: 462-10949 (3495 amino acids)
Biological process (GO): synaptic signaling
Cellular component (GO): plasma membrane
Molecular function (GO): zinc ion binding; protein binding
Source: RefSeq, a predicted model, not a curated record
CAUCGCCGCAGCUGUUCCGCCGCGCGGAGACAAAUCCGCAGCUUUACAGCUGGUUCAUGCAACAGGGGGAAAGUCAAGAAAAGCAGUAACAACAAAGUUGCUGGACCUGCUUGGGGGUUCAUCGGUGAAAUGCCGCAUCUACGUUUUGGUUUUUGGACACAUAUCGGGGGAGAAAUUUGAAGCCGGCGGCGCCGCCUGGGUGGAAACGUGGAUGUGCUCGAGCGAGGACGGCGCUCCUAUGAGAAGUCCGAUUCAACUUUCAGGAAAAGUGCCGCUGAAAUGCCUUUAGUGACCUUCAUAGGGAAUAUUAUCCACAUCCAGGCUGAGUUUUCUACACAUUUGGAUUAGUUUUGUCUCCUGACCUUUUGGUAUCAGAAGUGGAGAUACAAACCCAAGCCGCUGUUUGCCAAGAGGCCUGGAUGUGCAUCACCUAAUUUCACCUGGAUUAAUAAUCAACCACCAUGGCGUCACAUGGAGACGCAGCGGAGGGCGGAGCCAACGAAGAGUUCAGUGAUAUUAUAAAGUGGAGAUCUGAUGAGCACGAUGCGGUGCAGAAGAAAACCUUCACAAAGUGGAUUAACGCACAGUUUUCCAAGACGGGGAAAACGUCCAUCAUAGAUAUGUAUUCUGACCUGAGAGAUGGAACCAAACUGCUGGACCUCCUGGAGGGUCUCACAAACACAGUGCAGACCAAAGAGCGCGGUGCCACCAGAGUGCACGCCCUCAACAAUGUCAACAAAGUGCUUCAAGUGCUGCAUCAAAAUCAUGUGGAUCUGGUAAACAUAGGAGGCACAGACAUCGUAGAUGGGAACCACAAGCUGACACUGGGACUCAUCUGGAGCAUUAUCCUUCACUGGCAGGUGAAAGACAUCAUGAAGGACAUCAUGUCCCAUCUGCAGCAGAACAACAGUGAGAAGAUCCUCCUGAGCUGGGUGCGACAGUGCACGCGCUCAUACCCUGAAGUCAAUGUGCUAAAUUUCACAACAAGUUGGUCUGACGGCCUGGCAUUUAACGGCAUCCUGCAUCACUUCAGGCCAGAAUCCUUCAGCUGGGAUCAGGUUGUCAGGCUGAGCCCGAUGGAAAGACUCAACCACGCUUUCACUGUAGCCAAAGACCAGCUCGGAAUCGAACGCCUGCUGGAUCCUGAAGAUGUGGCGGUGCAGCUACCAGACAAGAAGUCCAUCAUCAUGUAUGUGACGUCACUUUUCGCCGUGCUGCCCAAAGAUGUGAGCAUGGAUGCCAUAAGAGAGGUGGAGACCUUACCCCGUAAAUUUAAAAUCGAAGACGCUGUUCCAGGACUCAGCGUGCAGCAGAAUGUCCAGACGGAAGACGGCAGCAGCAGUCCACGCCCUGAGACCCCCGGGACCGAGACGGAGGGAGACGUGGAGGUCGGCCUCCUGGACGUGGACCUGGACAGCUAUCAGACGACGCUGGAAGAGGUCUUGACUUGGCUGCUGUCAGCUGAAGACACACUACAGAUUCAGGAGGAGGUUUCUAACGAUGUGGAGGACGUGAAGGAGCAGUUUCACACCCACGAGGCCUUCAUGAUGGAGCUGACGGCUCAUCAGAGCAGCGUGGGAAACGUGCUGCAGGCGGGGAACCAGCUGAUCGCUCAGGGCAGCCUGACAGAAGAGGAAGAGGAGGAGAUCCGGGAGCAGAUGAGCCUCCUGAACUCUCGCUGGGAGAAUCUCCGGGUGGCCAGCAUGGACCGACAGGCCCGGCUCCACGAGGUCCUGAUGGAUCUCCAGCAGCAGCAGCUGCAGCAGCUCUCCGAUUGGCUGACGCAGACGGAGAAGCGAAUCAAGAGGAUUGAGACCGAGCCGGCGGCUGAAAACAUGGAGGCCUACAAGGAGAUGAUCGAAGAGCAUAAAGAACUCCAGAAUGAUCUGGAGGUGGAGCAGGUGAAGGUCAACUCGCUCACGCACAUGGUGGUUGUUGUGGAUGAGAAUAGCGGCGAGAGCACCACCGCUGCCCUGGAGGAGCAAUUACAGUCAUUGGGUGAACGCUGGGCAGCUGUGUGUCGCUGGACGGAGGAAAAGUGGCAGAAACUGCAGGAAGUUUUUCUGGUUUGGCAGCAGCUCCUGUCAGAUCAGGAUUUGUUUAGAGAGUGGUUGGCAGAAAAAGAGGAAUCCUUAAAUGAAGUUCAGACCAGAAACUUCAAGGACUCCUCGGAAAUGAAUAGUAAUGUGCGACAGCUAGCGAUAUUAAAGGAAGACAUGGAGAAGAAGAGGAGGACUUUGGAUAAGCUAUCCGACGCAGGACGGGAUGUGAUUCAACUGCUGCAAAAUCAAACGGCAGGAGCCAGGAUCGAGGGGGACACGGAGGAGCUGACCCACAGAUGGGACAACCUGGUGCAGAAGCUUCAGGAUUGCUCCUUCCAGGUGAUGGAGUCCGUAUCGGAUGCUGGGAUCACUCCGACGGACGUUGCCAUGGAAACGGUUGCUUCACCUGUCGACGAGGACUUGGACCCACCCGCUCCGCCCAAGAAACGUCUGGUGGAGACGAAUGCGGAUAUUUUACAGAGGUUUGAGGGGAAAACGUCCGACUUGUUGAGCUGGAUUAGAGCGCGCAAGACGUCCAGCCAAACUCUAGCUGCUACACCAACUGAAACGUCACCCGACCUGACAGAGAAUCUUAAGGAUUUGGAGCAGGAGAUCUCAGCUAAGGAAGCCACAGUUCAAGACGUGGUUCAGGAGGGGCGUGGCCUGAUGGAGCAGCUGGAAAGAGAGGCUGAAAACAUGGAAUCUGUGAGGACAAACGUCGACCUGAUCCUAACGGAGUGGGACUCCUGCAAACGGGAGGUCCGGGCUGCCCGUGAGCGGGUUCUUACUCAGUCCCGGGUCAGAGCGGCGGCCGAGGAGCUCGCAGAGGUGGACCGGCUCGUGGAGGAGCACGACAGGUGGCUGGAGCGUUCGGCCGCUGUGGAAAAGUGCAGCGAGGUCGAGCUCGCAAAUCUGAGCGGAGAAUGCCGGUCCCGCCUUGCUCGGAUGGAUUCCUUCAGCCCUCGACUGGAGCAGCUGUUCUCCGGAUCUCUGGGAGCGGCGUCCUCUCUGAAGGACAGCGCCUUGUUGGUUUCAGCUCACCACGCAUCCACGCUGCAGCAGCUGCAGAGCAAAGAGCAGCAAGUCAACAACGCUUUGGCGAAGUUUAAAGCGACCCAGGUCACUGAGAACGUGUUGGAGGACCUGGAGGCCAGACUGGCCGCUCUGAGGAAGGACGUCGUAGACUUGACCACGACGGAGAGGGCAGUAGAACAGGCACAGAGCCUGUGUCUGCAGAUUGAGCAAACCCAACAAGCGUCUGAUCCAGAAGAACUACAAACAUGGAGUCAGCUCUCCUCCAGGGCGCGCGAGGAGUACGGCACGUUGCAUUGCAUUUUGGGAUGCAUGAAGGACAAUCAGGUGUGUUUGGAGAUGGUGGAGCGCUGGUGUGACGCCGUUCAGGAAUUGUUGUUUCGGGACACCACAGGUUUGGGAGAUGGAGAGAAUUUCCAUGAAGAGCUGAGCAGGUGCAAGGAGUAUGUGAAUGAGAUGGAGUCAGUGGAGCGUUCGCUGAAGCAAAUGGAAGAAAACGUGAAAGCUGUGCAGGCGAUUGCAGUACCAGGACUGGCCAAGUGGGGGCAGGAUAGGCUGGACGAUUGUCAGGAAAGGUGGGCGGAGCUUAGCGCACAGCUUCUCAGUCAUCAGGAACAUAUUGCAGAGAGUCAGGAGAAGCAGGUCAACCUGAAGAAAGAUCUAGGAGAGAUGCAGGAGUGGAUGGCUCAAGUCGAUGAGGAGUUUCUGAUGAGGGAUUUCGAGUACAAGAGUCCCGAGGACCUGGAGGCGUCUCUGGAGGAGAUGAAGAGGGCUAAAGAGGAUGUGCUACAGAAAGAAGUGAAAGUGAAGAUCCUGAAGGACAACAUCAACACACUGGUGUCCCGAACGGCGCACCCUGGUGGUGGGUUUGGACAAGAUUUGACCUUUGAGCUGGAAGGGGUCUUGGCCAAUUAUAACAAACUCUGCGACCGCCUCAAGAGCAAAUGCCACACCUUGGAGGAGGUGUGGUCCUGCUGGAUGGAGCUGCUUCAGUUUCUGGACACGGAGCAGAGCUGGCUCACCUCUCUGGAGGAAAAACUCCACGCAACUGAAAACCUACCAGAGAGCACAGAGGUUGUUAAUGAAGCUCUGGAGUCUUUGGAGGACGUGCUCCGCCACCCCGGGGACAACCGGACUCAAAUCAGGGAGCUGGGUCAGACGCUCGUAGACGGGGGCAUACUUGAUGAGCUCAUUAGCGAAAAACUCGAAGCCUUCAACUCGCGCUUUGAGCAACUCCACCAUCAGGCGGUCGACCGACAAGCGAGCCUCGAGCAGCAGCUGCAGAGACUGAAGGAGAAUCAACAGGCGCUCCAAAAUCUGCAGGAGUCUCUAAGCCAGCUGGACCAUACUCUCACCUCCUACCUUACCGAUCGCGUAGACGCCAUCCAGCUCCCCCAGGAGGCACAGUCCAUCGCUGCUGAAAUUGCAGAACUUGAAGUGACGAUGGAAGAGAUGAAGAGGAGGAAUGUGUUCAACCUGCCUCCUCCCACAGCAGAUGCCAAAACAGCUCGUGGUGGCACCAUGUUGGAUCAGCUGCAGAGGAAACUGAGAGAAAUCUCCACCAAGUACCAGCUGUUCCAGAAGCCGGCUAACUUUGAGCAGCGCAUGCUGGACUGUAAGAGGGUUCUGGAGGGGGCCAAAACCGAGCUGCACGUCCUGGAUGUGAAGGAUGUGGAGCCGGAAAGAAUCCAGACCCACCUCACUGGUUGUAUGAAAUUGUACAAGCUGCUGAGUGAGGUAAAGCUGGAGGUGGAGACGGUGAUCAAAACGGGCCGUCAGAUUGUGCAGAAACAGCAGACGGAGAAUCCUAAAGCUAUGGACGAACAGCUGACCGCUCUGAAACUUCUCUACAACAAUCUGGGGGCUCAGGUAACGGAGGGCAAGCAGGACCUGGAGAAAGCUCUGUCGCUGUCUCAGAAGUUUCAGAAGGAGAGCGCUGUUCUGCAGGAUUGGCUGACCACAAAUGAAGCCGAACUGCAGCAGAAGAACACUAGCGGAGACAUGCCGGCGGAUAUUGACGCUGAGAUCAUGUGGGCGAAUGGCCUGCUGAAGGAGUCCGAGCGCCGGAGGGGAGAGCUGUCCAGCCUGACAGAAACCAGCGCAGGCCUGCAGACUCUGGUGGAGGGCAGCGAGGCUCAGCUGGAAAACAGGCUCUCCGGUCUUGAUGAGGCUUUGGGCCGUGUUCGCACUCUGACCGAAGACUGGCUCAGUGCUGUUCUGAGUCACCAGAACGAGGUGGAGAUUUUUGAUGAGAACGUGGCUCACAUCAGCACCUGGCUCUACCAGACUCAGAUCCACCUGGACGAGGCCGAGCAGCUGGCUCCCACGGAGAAAGAAAACAUUUUAAAGAGGAUCCUGGAGGAGCUGGACGACGUCAGCCUGCGUGUGGACAACAUCAGAGACCAAGCCGUCAUCCUCAUGACCAGCAGGGGGCCCGCCUGUCGAGAAGUGGUGGAGCCCAAACUGGCUGAGCUCAACUGCAACUUCGACAAAGUCUCUCAGCACAUAAGAGCGGCUACGAUGACGACCAGUCUGGGAACUGAAGGUGUUCAAAGGGAACUUCAUACGGUUAGUCGAGCAGAAAUACGUCCACAGCUUCCUAAAUCCGUGGUCCGAACUGAAAUAAAGGAGCUUCAGGUGGAGCUUCAGGAAACUCUGCAGACUCUGCAGCAGGACCCAGUAAACCUGCCGGAUGAUGAGAAGAUGGAUGAAGAGAAAGCCAACAUGGACGAACUGCUAAAACGAGGACAAGAGCUUCUGCAGCAAACCUCAGAAGAAGAGCAGCGGGAGGAGCUGCAGGUGAUGCUGCUCCGGCUGCAGAGCCAGUAUUCUGCUCACAGGGAACUGAAGAUGCGGCGUUUCAUGCAGAUGGAAGGGCCUUCGUCUUCUCACUUUGAAGAGAAAACAUUAGAAGUUUCUGCUCAGGAGAUGUCCGCAGCAGGGCUCAGCAGCUCGCUAUCUCUGACGCCCUCAGACUACCUGCUGGAGAUCAAUAAAGUCCUCCUUGGCAUGGCGGACAACGAGUUGCUCCUGAACUCCUCGGAGCUGAGCGGAGGCCUUUAUGAAGACUUCCCCAGCCAGGAGGAUACACUCAAAACUAUCCAGGAGAGUCUGGAGAAUCUGGGCGAUCAGGUCACGGCGAUCCACGAGCGGCAGCCCGACGCCAUCCAGGAGGCUUCUCAUACCGAGGCGACACAGAUCGGGGACGCUCUGGCACAGCUCGACGCCGAGUGGGACCGACUCAAUCGCAUGUACAGUCGGCGCAAAGGGAGCUUUGACCGGGCUGUAGAGGAGUGGGGACGCUUUCACUGCGACUUAAAGGAGUUUUCUCAGUGGCUGACGGAUGCAGAGACUCUUCUAUCUGAAGGCCCCGAUGGACAGCUAGACCUGGAAUCUGCCCGGCAACAGCAAGCGGAGUUGGAGGACGGCCUCGCCAGCCAUCAGGCGGUUCUUUCCGGGCUGAACCGCACCGGCAAGCAGAUAAUUGGGAACCUUUCACCUCCUGAUGGAUCGCUGCUUGAAGACAAGUUAGAAACUGUGGGGCAGCGGUGGAGAGCGGUGCAGCAGCGAUUGUCCGACAGGCAGCGCAGACUUCCUGGAGGAGAUCCAGCUCUGGCAGACCUGGUGAGGAGGCGCGAGGCGCUGGCUGUGUGGCUGGAGCAGGCCGAAAACGCCGUCGCCUCCCUGCCCGUCUCUGCCACCGACCGCAACCUCAAAGAGCUCAAGGCCCUCGCUGAGGAAAUGGAUGCACAGAAUGAGCAGCUGGGCUGGGUGAACAAACACGCUUCUCAGAUCCUGGCCAGUCCCGGUUUGAGCCCUCCAAUCAGAGAGCAGCAUUUGGGAAAACUGCGAUCCAUCAAUCUGAAGUGGAGCGAGGUGACCAAUGAGUUGCUCAACAAGGUGGGGGAGGUGGAGUCCAACCUGCAGAGCCACGCCCAGUUUCAGGAGCGGGUCAGCCGGCUGUCAGAUUGGGUCGUCAUAACAAACCAAACGAUUGCCUCUCGGGGCCUAAAUUCAGUCCAAGCGCAGGAUCUGGAGACUUCUAUGAAGGACAGGAAGAAGGACCUCGAGGAGCUGCUGGCUCAUUCCAUUGAUCUGCAGAGACAGCAGCAGCUGCUGCCUUUGGAAAAGGGUAAGGUGGAGCACCUCGCCUCUGCCUGGAAAACGCUGGACGGCCAGCUCAGAGAGUCCCUCCAGCCGCCCGUCUCUCCCUGGACGCAUCAGCAGUACGCUGUUCAGAUGGUCAGCUUGACCAGCGAGGACGCCCAUUUCCGAACCCGGGACGUGCCGGAUGCGGUGCGCCCCACCGACCUCAACCAGAGAGCCACAGAACUGGCCGACUGGCUGCUCCUCGUCACCCAAAUGCUCAAGUCGAACAUCGUGACUGUGGGGGACACCAACGAGAUCAGGACGGUUAUCGGACGCCUUCAGGUGACAAAAGUGGAUCUGGAGCAGCGACACUCCCAGCUGGAGGACAUCUUCACUUUGGCUCAGAACAUCAAAAACAAAACCUCUGAUGUGGACAUUCGCACUUCCAUCACGGAGAAAUUGGAGAGAGUGCGCAGCCAGUGGGACAGCACUCAGCAUGCCGUGGAGGCUCGCCUCCUGCAGCUGGACGACAUGACGGUCCACAGUAACCAGUGGGAGGAGCAAAGGAAGGAGGUGACGGCUCUGGUUGGGCACACCGACGGACAUUUCCAGAACCUCCUGCAGAGGUCCAGAGAUCCUCUGACCAAACAGUUUGAGGACAGUAAGGAGUUUUUACAAACUUUGGGUCGAGGUCAGGCGAAGGUGGCAGCCUUCAACGAGCUUUCCAACCAGCUUUUACAAGAAUACUCGUCUGACGACACCAGGAGGGUCAAAGAAGUCUCCGAAAAACUCUGCCUUGCCUGGAAGACCAUCAGCAGCAGGGCGAGUGAGCGUCACGGUGAGCUCGACAGCCAGCUCAAAGAAGUGCAGGUCUCCCUGAAGGACGUGGAGUCCUUCCUCCGAUGGCUCCAGGAGGCGGAGACGACCGUGAGCGUCCUUGCCGACGCCUCUCGUAAGGAGGACCUGACUCAGGACUCCGCCCACACGAAGCAGCUGAGGCGAGAGCUGGAGGACAUCCAGGCGGAGAUCGACUCUCACAAUGACAUUUUCAAGAGUGUGGAGGGGAACAAGUCGAAGAUGGUCAAAGCGCUGGGGAGUUCGGAGGAGGCCGUGUUCCUCCAACACAGGCUGGAUGACAUGAACCAGCGCUGGAGCGACCUGAAGGCCAAAUCGGCCAACAUCCGGGCGCACCUGGAGGCGAGCGCCGAGCGCUGGUCGCAUCUUUUGAGCCUCCUGGAGGAGCUGUGGAGGUGGAUCUGCAUGAAGGAUGAGGAGCUGGCCAAGCAGAUGCCCAUUGGAGGAGAUGUGCCCACCCUGCUGCAACAGCAGAACCACUGCACGGCGCUGUGCUCCGAACUGAAGGAACGUGAGCAACUGGUAAUCAACGCUUUGGACCAGGCCAGGAUGUUUCUGGCAGACCAACCCAUUGAGGGACCCGGAGAACCCUGCAAGAACUUUCAGCCAAAGACAGACCCCACCCCAGAGGAAAAGGCCAAAGGUUUGGCCCGGGCGAUCCGUAAGCAGACCGCGGAGGUGAAGGAGCGAUGGGCGCGCCUGAAGGGCCACGUAGGCGGCUGGCAGAGUCAGGUGGAGAAAGCUCUGGAGCGUCUUCAGGAUCUGCAGAGCUCCAUGGACCAGCUGGACCUGCGGCUGACCCGGGCGGAGGAGGCCAAAGCGUCCUGGCAGCCUGUGGGCGAUCUGCUCAUCGACUCGCUGCAGGACCACAUCGAUAACACAAUAGCCUUCAGAGAUGAGGUGGCCCCUCUGCGUCAGGAUGUUCGGAUAGUCAACGAACUCUCUGCGGAGCUCACGCCUCUGGACAUCCAGCUGUCCUCCACCGCCUCCAGACAGCUGGACCAACUCAACAUGAGAUGGAAACUUCUGCAGGUGGCAGUGGAGGACAGACUGAAGCUCCUGCAGGAGGCGCACAGAGACUUCGGCCCCUCCUCCCAGCAUUUCCUCUCCACAUCUGUGCAGCUCCCCUGGCAACGUGCCGUCUCUCAGAAUAAGGUUCCCUAUUACAUCAAUCAUCAGACGCAGACGACCUGCUGGGAUCAUCCAAAGAUGACAGAGCUCUACCAGUCACUAGCGGACUUAAACAAUGUGAGGUUUUCUGCAUACCGAACAGCCAUGAAGAUUCGCAGACUACAGAAAGCACUGUGCUUGGACCUUCUGGAUAUCGGCGUCGCCCAGAACACUUUCGAGCAGCACAAACUCACCAACAACAGUCAGCCUCUGUCUGUCCCAGACGUCAUCAACUGCCUGACGUCUGUCUACGACGGCCUGGAGCAGGAACACAAAGAUCUGGUUAACGUCCCCCUCUGCGUCGACAUGUGUCUCAACUGGCUGCUCAACGUUUACGACACCGGACGCAGUGGGAAGAUCCGCACUCUCUCCAUGAAGAUCGGCCUGCUCUCCCUCUCCAAGGGACACUUGGAGGAGAAAUACAAACAUCUCUUCAGCCAGGUAGCGUCAGCAGGCGGUACGUGUGACCAGCGGCAGCUGGGACUGCUGCUGCAUGAAGCCAUCCAGAUCCCGAGGCAGCUGGGGGAGGUGGCUGCGUUCGGAGGAUCCAACAUCGAACCCAGCGUCCGCAGCUGCUUCCAGCAUGUAAACAAUAAAGUGGAGAUAGACCCUCGACAGUUUGUUGACUGGAUGCACCUGGAGCCUCAGUCCAUGGUUUGGCUUCCUGUCCUGCACCGAGUGGCUGCAGCGGAGACCGCGAAGCAUCAGGCCAAGUGCAACAUCUGCAAGGAGUGUCCUAUCGUGGGUUUCAGGUAUCGCAGUCUGAAGCAUUUCAACUACGACGUGUGUCAGAGCUGCUUCUUUUCUGGGCGCACCGCCAAAGGCCACAAGCUCAACCACCCCAUGGUUGAGUACUGCACACCGACGACGUCAGGCGAAGACAUGCGAGAUUUCACCAAAGUACUGAAGAACAAAUUCCGAUCGAAGAAGUAUUUCACCAAACAUCCGAGGCUCGGAUAUCUGCCAGUCCAGACGGUGUUGGAGGGAGACAACAUGGAAACCCCCGUCACCCUCAUCAGCAUGUGCCCGGAGCAGUAUGAGCUGUCCCAGUCACCCCAGCUCUCUCAUGACGACACCCACUCCCGGAUAGAGCAGUACGCCAGCAGGUUGGCGCAGAUGGAACGCUCCAACGGGUCCCUGCCGACUGACAGCAGCUCAGCGACGGGAAGCAUGGAUGACGAGCACGCCCUCAUCAUCCAGUACUGCCAGACUCUGGGAGGGGAAGGCUCCCCGAGCAGCCAGCCCCAGAGUCCCGCCCAGAUCCUUCAGGCCGUGGAGAAGGAGGAACGAGGGGAGCUGGAGAAGAUCAUCGCUCGUCUGGAGGAGGAGCAGAGGACGCUGCAGAGGGAAUACGAGCUGCUAAAGGAGCAGCACGGCCAGCGAGGGGUCCAGUCCGGAAGCCCGUCAGAGGCUUCCUCGGCCCUCCCCGACGAGGCCGAUCUUCUAGCUGAAGCCAAACUGCUGCGGCAGCACAAAGGUCGGCUGGAGGACCGCAUGCACAUCCUGGAAAACCACAACAAGCAGCUGGAGAAUCAGCUGCACCGCCUCCGACAACUGCUGCACCAGCCGGAGGUGGACUCGCGGGUGAACGGAGCCUCCUCUCCUGCUGUGCAAGAUCGAGGACCACUUACAGAAAACUCAGAUGAGCUGCUGGACCCCCACAAUAGCAGCUCUGACCUGGCAGAUGUAUUGGAACAGAUUAACAGCUCCUUCCCCGCAUGCAGUCCCUUGAGUCUCUCAUCAAGACCACAGGUGAUGUAAGGACUGAAGUAUUCACGCAUGAGUUCAACACCAUUCCCACACCAACCAUCCCAUCUCCCGAAAUCCCAAAGAUGCACCGGAGCGGACAGCUAAUCCACUUUAACCACCUCGUCUAUGCAAACUGUACAUUUUUACCGGUUGUUGGCGGAUCUUGUUUAAAUAAAUGUGAGAUUUAAAGUAAAUUAUCCAGAAAGAAAGGAUCAGAAAUGGGAAUCAAACUGUUACACUAUUGUCCCGUCAUUCCACUGCUGUGUUCCAUCGAAUUCCCUUCUAUGUAUCCAUGGAAGCACACACACUAUUCCUGGGAGACUUAAAUCUGCCCCGUAGCACGUCAGGUUCCCCUUUAAAGCGUUCGAUGCCGGCUGAUUGUUUAAGGAAAACUUUACCCUUUCUGUGCCUAUACAGUUUGUCAUUCCAUGUGGGGAAAACUAUAAGCAGACGUUUUUGGAAAAUCUAGAUUUAAAUCGGAAGGUGUCUUGAAUCUGGGUUUGUACGAGUUGUCAUAUGUAGAAUAGCUGGUGUGUUUAUUCUUAUUUUCUUUUUGGAGAACUGUACGUUGAGAAAUCAGAGGAAAGCCAUGAUUGCCUUGCUACCUCAGACUCAGACACAGUUUUGUUCUCGUGGUUCUUGUUAACAGUCGUGAUCACUUACAGUUCUAGCUUACUGUGUUGGUGUACACUGCGGCGAGGAUUUACCAAGUAUAUAAUAAAAAAAGAAGUCAUCACUGUACCACAAUGUGGACUCCCCCUCCCUGAAAGAUCACUCUGGUUGGUUUGUUUUAUGUUUUUGCUCCCACUGGCCUUCUAGCACUGGUCCCUCACUGUGUUGUGUUGUUGUGCUCUAUGCUAUUCUGUAAAACCGUGAGGCUGAACAACACUACUAUCUGAACCAACACAAUCAUGACCAACCUUACCAUGGCAGGACUGUGUCGCCCCUCCUGAGGUGUGUAAAAUAGAUCCACCACACUACAUGUAAUAUGGCUACGUUGUUUUAUUCAAAAUAAAAUUUUUAUAUCAAGAA